AUGGACAUCGAUGAGAUGUCAGCGGUUGGCCUAGCGCGAGAAGUGGCCCGCAAACCAAAACCCAUACAAAUGGAAGUCGAUAAGUUCGACGGCAAAGAAGGUGACAACCUUAUGCUUUGGUUCCGACCAGUUAGUCGGCUAUUUUUAUAGCCGACAUCAUCUAUGAACGGUACCGUGUUGGCUUUGCCACAAAUAAUCUGGGUAGAUUAGCCAAGCAAUGGGCGUUCAAUUGCGGUGCAUCACUGCAAGAUGCAUUCCCAACAUGGGCCGAUCUGAAAGUUCAGAUGACCCGGCAGUAUGCACCGCCGAACCAGGAGCACCGUAAUCGGUGGAUAUUCUUGGCGUGUCGCCAAGGCAAGUGUAAGCGUGCGGCAUAUGUACAAGA
Messenger RNA from Peronospora belbahrii, 385 nucleotides. The record is from the annotation of a GenBank genome assembly. NCBI's taxonomy places the organism in Eukaryota, Oomycota, Peronosporomycetes, Peronosporales, Peronosporaceae.